Molecule: messenger RNA, 2580 nt
Organism: Lampris incognitus (smalleye Pacific opah)
Lineage: Eukaryota; Metazoa; Chordata; Actinopteri; Lampriformes; Lampridae
Product: CMP-N-acetylneuraminate-beta-galactosamide-alpha-2,3-sialyltransferase 1-like
Exons: 7
Coding region: 244-1263 (339 amino acids)
Molecular function (GO): beta-galactoside (CMP) alpha-2,3-sialyltransferase activity
Source: RefSeq, a predicted model, not a curated record
CAGAGGAUUUACCUACUGCUGUUUUAGAUGAGUGGACUCCUCAUAGAUCGGGGUUGUUCGAAACCGGAGAAAUUACCCGCUACUACCUUCCUAGUGCCAAAACCAUUUUCUGUGGCAGUGACUCGUUUGGCUGGCUUGCACCAUUGCAGUCGCACAUUUUGAGACUCUCGAUGUGCCGGUCAUGCGGUUUUGGUCUCCUGCCCUCACACAGCUUAACCACUGACUGAUUUGGACGGCGUCGCCAUGCCGCUCAACAAGCAGAGGAAACUCAAGACUUUUACACUCCUGUUUUUUAUCAUUUCGUUUACCACCUUCCUUUUCACUUACACCUUCCGAGACCCGUCGCUCUACUUCUUCAAGUAUGCCCUUCGCUUAUCCGACAACUUUUUCUCCAAGGGCCCGUGCGCCUGUCCACGCUGUAUGAUGGAGCCGGAGGAUGACCCCUGGUUCGCGGAGCGCUUCAAUCAGUCCGUGAAUCCUCUCAUGACCAGGGACAACAGCGUCCUGUCUGACGAAACCCUCGCAUGGUGGCAGUGGUUGCAGUCAGAGAGGAAGCCGACCAACUUCCACAAAGUGGUGAGGGACGUUUUCCACUUCAUCCCCGAUGAGGCGCUUUACAUGGACGCUGGCCCCGAACGCUGCCGGACCUGUGCUGUGGUGGGGAACUCGGGGAACCUCAAGGGAUCGCAAUAUGGUGCCAUUAUUGACUCCAGCGAUCUCAUCAUAAGAAUGAACCAGGCCCCGACAAUGGGCUUCGAAAAGGACGUUGGCUCCAGAACCACUCAUCAUUUGAUGUACCCGGAAAGUGCCGUGGACCUCGACAGCACCACUCAUCUGGUGCUGGUCCCGUUUAAGACCCUGGACCUCCAGUGGCUCAUCAGCGCAUUAACAACAGGCACCAUUAAAGAAACGUACAUGCCUGUGAAGACCACGAUAAAGGCAAACAAAGAUAAGGUGCUGAUUUACAGUCCCGCGUUUUUCAAAUAUGUCUAUGACAACUGGCUCGAGGGUCACGGGCGGUAUCCUUCAACCGGCUUUCUCAGCCUAAUGUUUGCCAUUCAUAUCUGUGACAAGGUGAGCGUGUUCGGAUUUGGCGCGGACCAGCGUGGAAACUGGCAUCACUACUGGGACGACAAUCACCUCGCCGGAGCCUUCCGCUUCACGGGCGUCCACGACGGAGACUAUGAGUACAACGUCACCCUGCUGCUGGCAGAUAAACACAAAAUCCGAAUGUUUAAAGGGCGGUCGGGCCCGGUCCAGUGACCAGGGCGUGGCAGAUAAGAAGACAAACAAACGUGGGUGUGUAUUAGGGGGUGUGUGAGCGACUUUCGGUGUGGAGCUCCACCGUGGGCCAUCGCAGUGUUCCUGCGCUGGUGCUUUACAUUCAUGGGCAUGCAGCGCUGCUGCUGUGCAGUGAAGGGGAGCCCCCCCCCCCACCAAUCUGGAAAAAACAAGAUGCCUUUGAAAACACAAGCACGGUGGAUGCGUCUUAUGUGUUUCCUGUGAGACCAUACGGCGGAGGACGAAUCCUCAAAUACAGAAGUCUGGCAUGGAGACGUAAACAGCGGCUCACUUUUUCAUUGUUAUUUGCAUUCUGUCUCCUUAUUGUUCUUCCCCACGUGGGAAAAGCCGUGUUUACACAGCGGCCGGCCCAAGUCACCAGUGGGAGCCCUUCAUGUAAUGCCAUGUAAGACACAUUCUUGUGAUGCUGGUGGUCAGACAGGAUGCCACAUCUCCAUAUUAAUGACCUGUGCUUGGACGCAGAGCUGUAGGUCUGCAUGCAGCAUUAUGCAAGAAGCUGCCGUCUGGUAUUGAGAGCAUCUCACAGUAAUACUCCAGUAUUUUAGCAUCUUAGUUGCAAUUUUUAUUUCUAACCAAACAACAAAUAUCAAAGGACUUGUGUUAAAGCUCAGCGUUUUCGGUUUUUAUUGUUCCAAGCCAUCCACCAUGCCGAAUUUCGCCACACGAGGACACUGUUGCAUAACCUCACACGAACAGGAACAACUUUUGGCUCCGCGGAAACAUAAACUCCGGGUGAACAUCAGUUUCGGCUUCUUUUAAAAAAAAAAAUCUGGGUAUUUUUCGGUGAAAGUCGGUAAAAGCCGAAAACGCUGAGCCUUGUUUACAGUUAAGGGCGUUUCAUGAAAACGUUCUUUCACCAUGACAUACCAGCAUAGCAGAGGACCGGCGCCUUCACGGCGACGGUGUCGUGUAAUGAGCAACUACCACACAUCAAGGCAAAGGACUCGUGUUUAUAUAACUGUAGUCCACUGACUUCCGGUUCCUGCUGCGGCGGUCAUACCGGUUUCCUGUUUGCUGGCGCGCGCUACGGACUGUGGAGUUAGAAAACAACGAGACAGGAGACGUGAGAGUAGACGUAGUCGAGGUAGUUUACUAGCUCCAACUUUGCAUGUCAUACGUUCGACAACGACACUGAACUGUGUACCGGAAGCGGAAGUGCAUUAUCUGACCCUUCGCCUCUUCCCUUAAAGGUACACUGUCCUCUUAGGUGAAUGUCUCUAGUUAUAUAGAUGUGGGCCACCACAGGACGAUGGUAUAUUUUUCGCGAUGCCAGCGAGA